Molecule: messenger RNA, 624 nt
Organism: Ctenocephalides felis (cat flea)
Lineage: Eukaryota; Metazoa; Arthropoda; Insecta; Siphonaptera; Pulicidae
Product: serine protease inhibitor 27A-like
Exons: 4
Coding region: 1-624 (207 amino acids)
Molecular function (GO): serine-type endopeptidase inhibitor activity
Source: RefSeq, a predicted model, not a curated record
AUGGCAUCUACACCAGUGCCGACGCUAAUACCAAUAGAAUUAACUCCCGUAUUAGUGCUAAUCACAGUACCUUUUAUGAGACAGCAAGAAGUCUUUCUCUAUCAUGACUCAAAAGAGUUAGAUGCGAAAAUUUUAAGAAUGCCAUAUAAGAGAAACGGAUUACAACAUUUACAACAGAAUUUGAACGCCCAACUUCUGAGGCAGCAAUUGUGGCUAAUAGAUGAAGUUGAACUCAAUGUUACCUUACCAAAGUACAAGUUUGAUUUUAAAGCAAAACUUGUUGAUACUUUAAAAGAGAUGGGCCUGCAGUUGAGUCCAACUACGUCCUCAGUCCUCACUGCCUGGUAUUGCAAGAGGGCUAUCGCCACAGGAGAUACAUUAUCAAUAUCUGGCAUAAUGCAAAAGGCUGGCAUUGAAGUUAGCGAGUUAACGAGAAAGGAAGUACUGUAUAUGCUGCUACAUGUAUAUGUCUUUUCCUUAUAUGUGUAUAAUAUUACAUUUUAUUCUUUAGAAAUUGUCCUGACCAAUAAAUUUGGCAACGAUCGCGAGGUAUUCUUCUCGGGAACAAGACCUUUUACGUUUCUCAUUCAAGACGAGACAAGUGGAACAAUUCUAUUCAUAUAA